GACUCUUACGUCAGUAACGAGCAUCUAGACUUUUGUCUAGCCAUCAUUGAACAUAUCCUCUGCCUCGCCCGCGAAUAUUUCGACUUGAACAGUGGGCUUUGAACUUGCAUUUUUGUAAUUUUCGUACCAAUUGCGCAAUUCAUAUCGGAUUUCACCGCUACAUUCCACACACACCACAAUCAUGUCGACGUUUGGCACCCAUUUCAGAGUCACGACCUAUGGCGAAUCUCACUGCUUGUCCGUGGGCGCUAUCAUCGACGGUUGCCCCCCGGGCAUGGCUCUCACAGACGACGAUAUUCAACCCCAGAUGACGCGCCGUCGACCCGGCCAGUCGGCUAUUACGACACCCCGCAAUGAGAAGGAUCGUGUGGAGAUUCAGUCAGGGACGGAAUUUGGCAUCACGCUGGGCACACCCAUUGGGCUCAGGGUCAUGAACGAGAACCAGAGGCCGAAGGACUACGGCAACAAGACAAUGGACUUGUACCCGCGCCCUAGCCAUGCGGAUUGGACGUACUUGGAGAAGUACGGGGUCAAGGCGAGUUCGGGUGGAGGCAGGAGCAGUGCUCGGGAGACUAUCGGACGUGUCGCGGCUGGUGCAAUCGCAGAGAAGUACCUGCGCGAAGCAUAUGGGAUUGAAAUUAUCGCCUUUACCAACUCCAUCGGAAACGAAUUCCUCUUCCCUCCUUCGCCGGAAUGGCCUACCGCCUCGACAAAUCCAGAGUACUUGAAGCUCAUCGAUACCAUUGAUCGCAAGACAGUCGACUCGUUCCUGCCUGUGAGAUGUCCAAACGAGGCUAGCAAUGAGCGCAUGGAGAAGCUCGUAGCAGACUACAGAGACAAGGAAGACAGCAUAGGCGGCACAGUGACCUGUGUGAUCAGGAACUGUCCUACGGGGCUGGGAGAGCCGUGCUUUGACAAGCUCGAGGCUAAGCUCGCGCAUGCCAUGCUCUCGAUUCCAGCCACCAAGGGCUUUGAGAUUGGGUCUGGGUUCGGAGGUGCGCAACUGCCUGGCUCCAUUCACAACGAUGCGUUCAUCAAGGCGCCCGCUAUUCCAGCCGGCGAGAACCCGUCUGCGAAGGUCCAGCGUCUGCGGCUCACGACCAAGACGAACAACUCCGGUGGUAUCCAGGGUGGAAUCACAAAUGGCGCACCUAUCUACUUCAACGUGGCUUUCAAGCCUGCUGCCACCAUCGGACAGGCACAGACCACAGCAUCGUAUGAUGAGACGGACGGCGUGCUCGAGGCCAAGGGCAGACACGAUCCAUGCGUUGUGCCUCGAGCGGUGCCAAUCGUGGAGACGAUGGCGGCGUUGGUCAUUAUCGAUGCGGUGCUAGCGCAGCAGGCAAGGGCUGGAGCAAGGAGUCUGCUUCCCCCACUGAAGGGCGUUGUGCCCGUGCCAGCGCAGCAAUGAGAAGCUAUGGAAAAAAACAGGCGUGCUUGGAUUUGGGAGUUGGGAGUUUGUCUCGGGUAGAGAGGCGGUGGUUAGAUUUUUGUACGAAAAGUUCGAAGCGCUGCGAGCAGCCAAAUCAAAACAUGCUGUGAUGGAGCAGACAGUGCCCCUCAGAAACCGCCACACUAUUUGGUGAUAGGAAUAGGCCCUUUUCUAUUCGGGCCUUUUACUUAUAGGGCACCCGUUAUACCGUUGUCGUGGCUUAAAUUCGCCUCCUGUACCGUACU
Messenger RNA from Dothidotthia symphoricarpi CBS 119687, 1677 nucleotides. RefSeq names its product chorismate synthase-like protein. Gene Ontology annotation, molecular function: FMN binding; chorismate synthase activity. Gene Ontology annotation, cellular component: cytosol. The record is from RefSeq and is a predicted model, not a curated record. The transcript is spliced from 3 exons. Gene Ontology annotation, biological process: chorismate biosynthetic process; aromatic amino acid biosynthetic process. The coding region runs from base 182 to 1411 and encodes 409 amino acids. Lineage: Eukaryota; Fungi; Ascomycota; Dothideomycetes; Pleosporales; Dothidotthiaceae.